AUGCCUAUUCGUUCAACGCAAUUGCUAUCUAGUCGGGCCACAACUUCCAGUGGGAUAGAACAUACAUCAGAAAGAGUUGGGAAGCUAUUAACUAAGUUUCGAGCUUUGACAUUUAAUGAGACAUUGAGUGUUAGGCUUGCAAAUCUUGUAAACUAUCGUGAAUCACAUAACAUCGGCAUUGCCUGGUUGGUCACGUUGAGCUAUAUAUUUAGACUUUUGAGUUCAAAGUCACGUUCAACAAAUAUAAUUGCCUGUAAAAACUUACUCAGCCUAACUGAAAACUAA
Messenger RNA from Dovyalis caffra, 285 nucleotides. Lineage: Eukaryota; Viridiplantae; Streptophyta; Magnoliopsida; Malpighiales; Salicaceae. The record is from the annotation of a GenBank genome assembly.